Messenger RNA from Nicotiana attenuata, 651 nucleotides. Its product is annotated as RNA-directed DNA polymerase homolog. The transcript has 2 exons. The coding region runs from base 1 to 651 and encodes 216 amino acids. NCBI's taxonomy places the organism in Eukaryota, Viridiplantae, Streptophyta, Magnoliopsida, Solanales, Solanaceae. The record is from RefSeq and is a predicted model, not a curated record.
AUGAUUUUUGGAGGAGCUGAAGUAAAUGAGGUGACAUUUACGGCUCCAAGGAAGAUGAAUAUAUUGGUCACUCAUGGAAAGAGGAUCCGGGAAGAAUCAGAGGAUGAUGGAAUUACUUUUAGUGAGGAAGAUGUAGAUGGCCUAACUUUACCAUACAAUGAUGCUCUAUUGAGUAUCGUGAUUGGUUAUAAUGUAGUGGUAGUUCCAAAACUGAAUAAUAAGUUUAGAAUGUGUAUUGAUUUUAAAGAUUUGAAUAAGGCUUGCCUUGAAAACUCUUUUCCAUUGCUGAAUAUCGAUCAAAUGAUUGAUGCCAAAACUGAUCAUGAGUUGAUGGGUUUUCUUGAUGCGUAUUCCGGGUGUAAUCAAAUAAGGAUGCACACGGAUGAUCAAGAGAAAAUAUCAUUUAUUACUAAUUUCGGUGCUUAUUGUUACAAUGUGAUGCCUUUUGGGCUCAAAAAUGCUGGAGCCACCUACCAGAGGCUAGUGAACAAGAUGUUUGAGCGUCAAAUUGGUAAAACUAUGGAAGUUUAUAUUGAUGACAUGUUGGUUAAGUCUCUUAAUAUAGGGGAUCAUUUGCUUCAUCUGCAAGAAACAUUUGACGUCUUAAGGAAUUACAAUAUGAAGCUUAACCCGGAGAAAUAUGCUUUUUGA